AUGGCCUCCUCGGAUUGGCGGUCGAGCCUCGCCUUCUCUGCGCGCCUGUCGGCCGUCUCUCAAAUGCAAGUACCGUACUAUCUACAUUGCCGUUCUAGGAACACCUGGCCUUCACUCGAAUUCCCCACGUCAGAGGUCAGAGAAUACGCCGAUGAGGACUAUGUUCCCACGCCAGCAGGAAAGCCCAUUGGGAAAUACCACAAUGCCGUCUACCACCGCGAGGGCCUCUUCUCUGUCGUCUACAAAGCACCUGCGCUAGGUCAUGAUGGCUACUUUCCCGCAGAGUCCCCGGCAAAGAGUAAGCUGGUUGCUCUGAAGAUCACCACACCGUCGGUAAUGGAGCCGCCACACGACUCCAAGCGGGAAGCCAAGAUUCUCAGCCUCGCAGCGUCAGACCGUAUAAUUCCUCUUCUGGACACUUUCCGAGAAGACGGGAGUCACUUUGUCUUGGUGUUUCCUUUCCUGCGCUACGACUUUAGUGAUUUGUUACGGGACAAGAAAUUGUCAAAGGCUCAGAUCAAGACGUGCUUGAAAGACCUGUUCACUGGCCUGGCCUACAUUCACAGUAAAGGAAUCAUCCAUCGGGAUAUCAAGCCUUCCAACAUUCUUCUCAAGUCGCUAGAGGGACCCGCAUAUCUCUCGGAUUUCGGCAUUGCAUGGGCAUCGGAGACGACUGGCUCAGAACCAGCAGACUCGAAGAUUACCGAUGUUGGUACUACCUGCUACAGGCCACCCGAGCUGCUGUUUGGUAAUCAGAAAUACGGCUGCAGUUUAGACAUGUGGGCUGCCGGGUGCACAGCUGCUGAAGCACUGAACCCCGAACACGAGACGCUGUUUGAUUCUGGUGAACUUGGAAGUGAUUUGGCCUUGAUACAAAGUGUGUUCAAGAAACUUGGCACGCCGAACCUAGAUGUUUGGCCGGAAGCAGCAGGAUUCCGCGAUUGGGGAAAGGUGCAGUUCCACGAGUAUCCGCCACAGGACUGGGCCGUGUUGCUGCCAAAGUUGUCUGAAGUAGAGCGCGAUCUCGUUGGCAGCUUGGUCAAGUACGAAAGCGGUGCGAGAAUGAGUGCAGCCAGGGUUCUCGAGCACGCCUACUUCGCUCAAUAAGGGUGAAAGUUAGAAGGUGAUUUCCGAUUAUGGUCUUACAUGCAUCAAUAUGGUGCUUUCCAUGGUUCUGUGGCCGGAGUGCGGCGUAUUGGACGCCUGCAGAGAAUGCAUCGAGUUUUGUACCCAGUAGAUAUUCCAAGAUUGUUAGGCAGAGAAGACAUAAACAGAUCCAAAUCAAUUAUCAGAGUG
This is a messenger RNA of Pyrenophora tritici-repentis Pt-1C-BFP, 1296 nucleotides long. NCBI's taxonomy places the organism in Eukaryota, Fungi, Ascomycota, Dothideomycetes, Pleosporales, Pleosporaceae. The record is from RefSeq and is a predicted model, not a curated record.